AUUCGGUUGGGUCUGCAACAUUUGGUCCAUGACUGCACUUCAAGUCUGCUGCGCGCCAAGCGCAGCCAGACCUCUCGCGGCGGCUCCGCGCGCCUUUUUGGCGGGAGUGCGCACACGGACUUUGGUUUCAAUCACGUCUCUAAGGUUAGGAAGGCGCAUUCCGACUUGUCCUCUCGGGGAGUCCUUUCCGCCCGCCCCCCUCACCUCAGCGCACCACCCAGCGCCGUGCCUCUCCGCGUUCCGCCGCUCUCCAGACGCCAAGGCUUUAUCCGCCAGUUCUGCGCUUACCGAAUAUGCCACGUCAUUCAUGAAACGACCGACGUCAGACGGCGCUGCGUCCUACCGCGUCAGCAAGCGGAGAGCCGUCACGACCAGCACGGCGGGCCAGGCGGCGGGGGAGUCCACGGGGGCGCAGAGCGGGGGGAGCAAGGGCGGGGAUGCGGGGAAGGGAGGGCCGUGGAUGCUGGUGGGGCUGGGGAAUCCGGGGAUGAAAUACGAGGGCACGCGCCACAAUAUAGGCUUUGAGGUGCUGGAUGCCAUCGCGAGAGCAGAGGGCAUAUCGCUGAGCGCCAUGCAGAGCAAGGCGGUAGUGGGCAAGGGGCGGAUUGCUGGCAGCGCCGUGCUGCUGGUGAAGCCCCAGACGUUCAUGAACCUCAGCGGCGAGAGCGUGGGGCCGCUGGCUCGCUUCUACAAGAUCCCACCCGAGCGAGUCGUAGCUAUCUAUGAUGACAUGGACCUAGAUGUAGCCUCCAUGAAGCUUCUUGCCAAAGGAGGCCAUGGGGGGCAUAAUGGCAUGAGGAGCAUCAUGCAGCACUUCCAGGGCUCAAGGAACUUUCCACGCCUCCGAUUCGGCAUUGGAAGACCGCCAGGCCGCAUGGAAGCCAAGGUCUAUGUGCUGCAAAAGUUUUCGGAUCGUGAAAGAGAAGAGGUGGAUGUGGCUAUAGAGAGGGCGGUUGAUGCCAUCCGGCUGGUGGCAGCGGAGGGGAUGGAUAAGGCAGUCAGCACAUGGAACUUGCCGCGCCGAUCGUCUGCUAACACCAAGGCUUAGGGCGUGUUCUCAUUUCAUGGUGCCUCAAGAACACCACGACCUAGUGCCGGCUUUGUGUUUGGGCGCCUUAAUAGCAAGCUGACUUAGUGCAUGUAGUGUUUCCUAGGUGCUUCGAUAACACCAAGGCCUCGUGUGGGUAUUGUUGUUAAAGUGAGAACUGAAUAAUGAAUAGAGGGAGAGAACAAGGGUAUAUACCUAAGAGUGUUGUACCCUCUAAGAGGUGACCCUAUACAGUCUAUACAAAUAUGGGUUAUACAU
Messenger RNA from Closterium sp. NIES-67, 1306 nucleotides. The record is from the annotation of a GenBank genome assembly. NCBI's taxonomy places the organism in Eukaryota, Viridiplantae, Streptophyta, Zygnematophyceae, Desmidiales, Closteriaceae.